UCCCUGGGCCACCACUACCCUUUCUGCUGGGAUUAUCUCAGGGAAUCGGAGCUUUCUUGCACUCAGUUCUCUCUGUCUCUCUCUGUGUUUCUUCAGUACAUCGCAGUGCACAUUGUGCCGGACCAGAUCCUUCACUUCGGAGGCUCCUCUGAGCCCUGCGCUCUCGGGAGUCUCUCCAGCAUUGGCAAAAUCAGUAAAGAGCAGAACAAAAACUACGCCAAAGUGCUGUUCGACCUGGUGAACAAGCACUUGCACAUUUCCCCAGACAGGAUGUACAUCGUCUUCCAAGAUCUUGAGGGUGCUAAUGUUGGCUAUAACAAAAAUACCUUUGCUUAGGUUCUGACGCAGAACAUUCUUAAAUGAUCAGUUUGAUAUACUGUAUGUUGUAUCUUCAUCUGCAUCAAUGGACCAGAGAGAAGACUCUUAAAAUAAUGUCUUGUUUCUGACUGAACAAUAAAGUAAAUGUAACAAUGUA
Molecule: messenger RNA, 475 nt
Organism: Chiloscyllium plagiosum (whitespotted bambooshark)
Lineage: Eukaryota; Metazoa; Chordata; Chondrichthyes; Orectolobiformes; Hemiscylliidae
Source: RefSeq, a predicted model, not a curated record